This is a messenger RNA of Kockovaella imperatae, 4920 nucleotides long. RefSeq lists its product as hypothetical. The transcript is spliced from 20 exons. Gene Ontology annotation, cellular component: membrane; fungal-type vacuole. Gene Ontology annotation, molecular function: ATP binding; ABC-type peptide transporter activity; ATP hydrolysis activity. Lineage: Eukaryota; Fungi; Basidiomycota; Tremellomycetes; Tremellales; Cuniculitremaceae. Gene Ontology annotation, biological process: transmembrane transport. Bases 1 to 4920 code for a protein of 1639 amino acids. The record is from RefSeq and is a predicted model, not a curated record.
AUGAGCUAUCAGGCGCAGUCGGUCUUCGACGCCUCCAAUAUCGCGGCUCUGGCAAAUCACAGACUCAAGUCAAAACCCGGACCAUUCCUGCUCAAGCAUUCACUGUUCCUCCUUCCCAUCUUGGUUAUCGCGUCUCUCGCUCUCCUCCUGCUCACCCUUAUCUUGCCAUCAAUCUAUCGCUUUUUCAAACGCCAUGUCUUUCGGAAAUCCUAUCAGCCUAUACGACUAGAGGACGACGAUGAGGAUGGAGACGCGGAAGCUCCUGCUCCAGAGCAGCCCAUGUACAUGCCAUCUCGAGGGUUCAUGUCGGAUUUCAAGGCACACGUCAGAUCUUUGCAAGAGUACGGAUCAAUUCUGUUCGUCAUGGAGGUCAUCCGAGUCCUGGCACUCGGUGCCUUGUUGGGCUUGAGCAUUGUCGUGGCUAUCAGAGCAGAGUCGCCUUCCGAGGCUCAUGCUCAAUCUGCGGGUGAUGUCGAGGACUGGUCCAAAUGGGGCAAAAAGAAACACAAGAACAAGCACAAGCAUCAUCACAAAACCCAACCCAACUGGGACGACUACACUCAUACCGAAUGGGAGGAAUUUGGAAUCUGCGGUUUCUACGCUUACUGCCUGAUCUUUGCAUUCCUCCUUCUCACACUUCGACCAGCGACUUCUUUCCGGAGGCAUAUCAUUGCACACCUGGACAUGCUAUUACUCCUCGCGUUCUCCCUGUACGCGUACAGAGACCUUUAUCCCCUCGCCACGUACAACUUGAUGCCUCGCGAUGUUAGCGACGUCUUUACCUGGACGCGUGUCGGCUUGCUAGGUCUCGUCUCUGUAGUUAUCCCAAUCAUCAGGCCAAGGACGUACGUCCCCGCGGAUCCCGCUUUCCCCACGCCAAAGGGACAGAUUGCCCCAGAGCAGACUGCACCUUGGCUAUUCCUCGUCUUCUACGAGUUCAUGACUGGUUUAGUGCUCAGAGCCUGGCGAGUUCCUUCGCUGCCUUAUGAGGGUAUGCAUCCCCUCGCCGACUAUGACAAAGCCAGCUUCUUGUACAAGCUACACAUGCCCAAUCUGGACCCCAUCAGGCGACGAGUCGCCGGUCUCAAGUCAAAGCACUUAGUCUUCACUCUAGUCUGGAAUCUCCGUUGGGAUGCGUUUGUGACUUGCUUGAUGUGCGCCAUUACCGCUGCGACGGAAUUGUCUGGUUCUGUAGGCACCAACAUGCUCUUGAAGUACCUCGAGACGGAUGGGAAAGGAGCUACUGUGAGACCUUGGGUUUGGGCCGCAUUGCUCUUCAUCGGACCCGUCAUUUCCUCUCUCACCAUUCAAUGGUACAUUUUCGUCAUGACUAGGGCGUUGAUUCGAUGCGAGUCGAUCAUAUCCAUGUUGAUCUUCGAACACGCGCUUCGUCUAAGGAUGCGAGAAUCGACUGAAAAGGAGGAAAAGGAGGAGCCUAAACCGAUCAACCCUGCACUCAUCGACAUCACCGUUGAGGACAUCGAGAAUGCUCCGGGAAAGCCUCUUCUGCCCUCCGCGCCGGAGCCCACGGUUGUCGAAAGCGAGAAUGGAACUGACGAUACCGAAGUCGGAAGCUCGUCUCAGGCGUCUAACAAGGGCAAGAUAGCUGACAAAAAGGCUGAAAGCCAGGACGGAUCUGAAGAGGGCACCGGUCAGGGCAUUGCAGGAAAAAUCAACGUCUUGAUCGCUGCGGACGUGUCCGCUGUUGUUGAGGGUCGUGACUUCCCCUUGAUCUUUGUCCUGCUGCCUGUUCAACUCGUUCUGUGUGUUGUCUUCUUGUACAACAUCCUCAGCUGGAGUUCCGUGAUUGGAAUGCUGUUCAUGGCCGUCACCCUCCCCGUACCUGGUCUCAUCACGAAAUGGACUGCCGAUAUUCAGAACAAGCGUAUGGCCGCCACCGACGUGCGUGUUGACACCAUCACCGAGGUCGUGGGGGCGCUCCGCAUGGUCAAAAUGUUCGGCUGGGAAGACAGGAUCAAAGAGCGUGUCGCCUCCAAGCGAGAACAUGAGCUCGAUUGGAUCUACAAGCGUCGUCUUGCUUCUCUUGCCAACAUGAUCAUCUACCAGGUUCUGCCGGUUCUCACCAUGGCCAUAACUUUCGCUUGCUACACCAUCGUGCAGAAAAGGGAACUGACUGCCGCCACGGUCUUCACCAGUAUGACUGUCUUUGAUCUCAUCAAGAACCUGUUGGGAAUGACCAUGUAUAUGGUCAGCCAAUUCAUCACCUCUGGAGUAUCUCUCAACCGAAUUGACAAGUUUUUGCGAACCAGCGAUCUUACAGACGAAUUCACUGAAGGCUACACGAACACUUGCAACUCUCCAGAAUACCUCGAAGCGAAGCAAAAGGGCCUUAUUCGAAUCAAAGACGCCAUAUUCUCGUGGGGUGUCGAGAAGACCACGACAAAUGCCAACUUCUCCAUCCGCAUUCCAGACAUCACGUUUGCCAAGGGUAAAAUCAAUUUGAUCACUGGUCCCACGGGCAGUGGAAAGAGUUCGCUUUUGAAAGCAUUGAUCGGCGAACUCCAUUUCAUUGGGGGAAAGGACUCGUUUUACCAUCUGCCGCGAGAAGGAGGGGUUAGUUAUGCCGCCCAGGAAAGCUGGCUCUUGUCAGAAACGCUCAAGGAGAACAUCCUCUUUGGAGAGGAGUUCAACGCUGAGCGAUACAACAAAGUCAUUAAGGCUUGUGCUUUGGAAACAGAUCUCAAGCUUUUGGACGACGGCGAAGACACCGAGAUCGGAGAGAAGGGGGUGACCCUCAGUGGUGGUCAAAAGGCUCGUGUGACGCUUGCGAGGGCAGUGUACAGUCCUUCGGCGGUUGUUCUUCUCGAUGACAUCUUUUCCGCUCUGGACACUUUGACUUCGAGAUUCAUCCUUGAACAUCUGUUCAAGGGAGACUUGAUGAAAGAUCGAACGGUCCUGCUCAUUACUCACCACGUCCAUUUUGCCGCCCCUAUCGCCGACUAUAUGGUCUCUCUCGAUGAGUCUGGCCGGGUCAAGAAGGCCGGGCCCAUUGAUCAGACUCCGGAUAUCACCCCGCCGGAUUCUCCUGAGCUCAUGGCUCAACAAAACACCCUCCAGGUGAAGGAGAUCGAUACAGAGGGCGAUUCCAAGGCUAAGGCGGAGGACAAGACCAAGCAUAAGCUGAUUCAAGACGAGGAGAAGAGUGAGGGGAGAAUAUCUAAAAAGGCUAUGUUCUCCUUCUUUUCCAAUUUUGGCGGUCCUGUUUUCUGGCUUACUUUCUGGUUCCUUUUGAUUGGUGGUCAAGCCGUCGUGGCCUACCAGUCUUACUGGCUUGGUCGAUGGGCACGCGCUUAUCAACAAGCUGCAGACUGGCACGAUGUUUCCAUCAAGUACUACCUUGGGUUCUACAUGAUCUGGGUUGCAGUUGCCAUUUUUAUGACGACGUUUUCAACCGCUCUCUACUACCUCGGCGCCAUCAAGGCUUCCCGUGUUCUUCACCGUCGACUGGUGGACUCGAUUUUCGCAGCCUACGUCCGAUUCCUUGACACUACCCCCGUUGGUCGAAUUAUCAGUCGAUUCACCAAAGACAUGCGAUCCAUCGAUGGUAGUUUUCCUGAGACUGCUGAGGGCGUCUUUGAGAUCAGUGUCUCCCUCAUUAUCAAAUUUGUCAUUGUGGUCUCUUUGGUCCCUCUCUUCUCUAUCCCGGCCAUCGUUAUUGGAGCGAUUGGAGGAUUCAUGGGGGAGAUGUACAUUCACAGUCAAUUGAGUAUCAAGCGUGAAAUGUCCAACGCCAAGUCGCCCCUUUUCUCUCACUUCUCUGCUGCCGUCAACGGUAUCGUGUCUAUCCGAGCGUACGGAGCUCAAGACAAGCUUCGCCGAGAAGCGCAGAGACGUGCUGAUAAGUACACGCGCGCUGGACGAAACUUUUACAACCUCAAUCGAUGGAUCACUAUCCGUGUAGACAUGCUUGGAGCCCUCUUUGGAGCCCUUCUUGGUGCUUUCCUCGUAUACGGUCCACGAAUGGACGCCUCGACAUCUGGAUUCGCCCUGUCCCAGGCCAUAUCAUUUUCAUCCAUGAUUCUCUGGUGGAUUCGAAUGGUGAAUGAAAUGGAGGUUGAAGGCAACUCGGUCGAGCGAAUUGAAGACUAUCUCAAGAUCGAACAAGAGCCAGCUUCAGAAACCAAGAAACAGCCUCCCGCUUCUUGGCCUACAUCUGGAGAGAUCGUUCUUGAAAACCUCUCCGCCUCAUACUCGAAGGGUGGUCCCAUCGUCCUUGACAAUCUCAAUAUCAGGAUCGCCAGUGGAGAAAAGGUCGGAAUCGUCGGCAGGACGGGUAGUGGGAAGUCUACGCUAUCCUUGGCAAUGCUGCGACUCAUCCCGACAACUGGCAGUGUCAUCAUUGAUGGGCGAAAGACGGAAAACGUCAAUUUGAACGCUCUUAGAUCCAACGUGACCAUCAUUCCUCAAGACCCUAUCCUGCUUUCUGGAACUUUGCGAUUCAACCUUGAUCCGUUUGACGAGCAUGAAGAUGCGGUCUUGAACGAUGCGCUGCAGGCGUCCGGACUAGGUAGCGUCUCCAGAUCAAGCUCUGGGUCAGCGACUCCGCAACGAUUGACUCUCGAUUUCCAAGUCGCCGCGGCGGGUGGAAAUCUGAGUCAGGGACAACGACAAUUGGUAGCUCUUGCUCGUGCCUUGGUUCGAUCGAGCAAAGUAUUGAUCUUGGACGAAGCUACGGCUUCAGUCGAUUUCGAAACCGAUGCUCUGAUCCAAAAGUCGAUUCGAAACUUGCCUAGCUCGACGACUGUCCUGACCGUUGCUCACCGACUCAGUACUGUCAUGGACUAUGACAAGAUUCUGGUUUUAGGCGCGGGUAAAGUUUUGGAGUUUGACUCGCCUGGGAAUUUGAAACAGAAGAAGGGCAGCUACUUUGCCAAGUUGGUCAAGGCUAUGGAUGGAUAA